Messenger RNA from Siniperca chuatsi (mandarin fish), 2886 nucleotides. RefSeq names its product protein kinase C, eta, a (gene prkcha). NCBI's taxonomy places the organism in Eukaryota, Metazoa, Chordata, Actinopteri, Centrarchiformes, Sinipercidae. Gene Ontology annotation, molecular function: diacylglycerol-dependent serine/threonine kinase activity; ATP binding. Bases 442 to 2490 code for a protein of 682 amino acids. The record is from RefSeq and is a predicted model, not a curated record. Gene Ontology annotation, biological process: protein phosphorylation. The transcript has 14 exons.
GUGUGUGCAUGUGUGUGUGUGUGUGCGCGCGCGCGUGUGUGCCUGUAAGUGCCCGUGCUCCGUGACAAGUUAUGCGGAACUUGUGCCUCCUCCUCGGCAUGUCUGUGUUGUGGCUUCCUACUUACUGAAACUUCUUAAAGCAGGUUCACACCGAGACAGCGCAGCGCUUUUGUAAGCAGACAGUAACAGUAAAUGUCUGUGCUGCGAGGCGGGAGGUCAGCACGCAACGUUACCUACAAGGAUGAAUGCGACAGAGCGCAGGAGAUGACACCAAAUUAGAGUGGAAAGAUUAUAACUAUGAAUCUAUUACAGCAUUAUUGUUGGUCAGUGUUGAUAUGAAGUGGACGUGAGUGCUUUUUAAAAAAAAUAUCUCUUGUUUUACUUUUUUCGCUUCUUGAUUGUUUUUUAUUUUCCGCGUGAGGCUAAACUAGCUUGAUAAAAAUGAAGUUUAACGGUUAUCUGAAGCUCCGGAUCGGCGAGGCGGUGGACCUGAAACCGACAACCUUCUCCCUCCGUCACUCUAUCAUCUUCAACAAAGCUUCUCCAGCCCUAGACCCCUACAUUGUGGUGAAGGUGGACGACUGCAAAAUUGGACAAACUCACACCAAACAGAAAACCAACACGCCGACGUUCAACGAGGAGUUCUGCCUCAACGUGAGCGACGGUAAACAAAUCGAGCUGGCGGUUUUCCACGACACUCCGAUAGGAUAUGAUGACUUUGUGGCCAACUGCAUCAUUCAGUUUCACGAUCUCAUCAAAACAUCCAACACAGGAGAGACUUUCGAGGGAUGGAUGGACUUGGAGCCAGAGGGCAAGGUUUACAUCCAUAUUGCACUCACUGGAUCCUUCACUGAUGACGACGCCAUAGUAAAAGAGAAGACCUACAAGCAGUUUACAAGGAAGCGGCAGGGGGCUGUGAGACGGAGGAUCCACCAAGUCAACGGACACAAGUUCAUGUCCACUUUCCUCCGUCAACCCACCUUCUGUUUUCACUGCAAAGAGUUCAUAUGGGGUGUUUUUGGAAAGCAGGGUUAUCAGUGCCAAGUGUGUACCUGUGUGGUUCACAAACGAUGCCACCAGCAGGUCGUCACUGUGUGUCCACGCAUGAAGAAGCCAGCAAAAGAACAGCCCAUAAACCAAGGCUUCAGCAUCAACAUCCCUCACAAGUUCAACAUCCACAACUACAAGUCGCCCACCUUCUGUGACCACUGUGGCUCUCUGCUGUGGGGAAUAGUCAGGCAGGGGCUGCACUGUAAAAUCUGUAAAAUGAACGUUCACAUCCGCUGCAGAGGCAAUGUCGCUCCCAACUGUGGGGUCAACAGUGUGGAACUGGCCAAUAAGCUCGCAGAGAUGGGUCUGCAGGCUGAAGGACUCGCUAAACGCAACUCUGUGUCCAAAAGUGCAGGUCAGAGGGCGCCCUCUGAACGGAAGGAGAGUACGGAAAGUCAGCAGCAGACCUCUCGGCUGGGCAUCUCAGACUUCACGUUCCUUCAAGUCCUUGGAAAGGGCAGCUUUGGCAAGGUGAUGCUGGCGAAACUAAACAGCAAAGAUCGGGUUUUUGCAGUCAAGGUGUUAAAGAAGGACAUCAUUUUGCAGGAUGAUGAUGUGGAGUGUACCAUGACGGAAAAGAGGGUGCUGUCACUGGCCCGCUGUCACCCCUACCUCACACAGUUGUACUGCUGCUUCCAGACAUCGGACCGCCUCUUCUUUGUGAUGGAGUUUGUGAAUGGUGGCGAUCUUAUGUUCCACAUCCAGAAGUCCAGGAAGUUUGAAGAGCCUAGAGCAUGUUUCUACACCGCAGAGAUCACCUCCGCUCUCAUGUUCCUGCACAGCAAAGGCAUCAUCUACAGGGAUCUAAAACUGGACAAUGUUCUUCUUGACAAAGAUGGUCACUGUAAGCUUGCAGACUUUGGCAUGUGCAAAGAGGGCAUAUUUGAAGGCGUGGCCACAGGAACUUUCUGUGGGACCCCGGAUUACAUUGCCCCCGAGAUCCUGCAGGAGAUGCUGUAUGGGCCCUCUGUUGAUUGGUGGGCUCUCGGGGUGCUACUGUAUGAGAUGCUGUCAGGACACGCCCCCUUCGAGGCCGAAAAUGAAGAUGACCUCUUUGAGUCCAUCCUCAAUGAAGAGAUUGUUUAUGCGUCUUGGCUCAGCAAAGAGGCAGUGAAUAUACUCAAAGCUUUCUUGACCAAAAACCCAGCCCGGCGUCUGGGCUGUGUGGCCUCAGAGGGCGGAGAGAGCGCCGUGACCAGCCACGCCUUCUUCACUGGCAUCAAUUGGGAGAAGCUGAAUCGUAGAGAAAUGGAGCCACCCUUCAAGCCCAGAAUCAAAACACCAGAGGACGUCAACAACUUUGACCCAGAUUUUACUCAGGAAGAGCCCACCCUCACGCCCAUUGAUGACCCUCUGAUCCCUUCCAUCAACCAGGAAGAGUUUCAUAACUUUUCCUUCACUUCGCCUGAACUGCUGGAGAGCCAAGAGUCUCCUCAUUGAUCCACCAUUCAUCCUACACUCGUCUCAUUCUCUAUGGCUUUGUCUAAGACGCUACGGACAGUACGAGGCUGUCACAUUCCCCAGAGACAUGAGGGUGCAAAGUGCCAAGGAGUCACCCAAACACAUGCUCAACAAGAACCAGGGCUGCACCUGAUGAACUCUCAAGCAUUCCUGUGAUCCCAGAAAAAAUGGCGUGAUUAGCUUUUAAAAUUACAUUUAGUUUUGACUAUGUUACAGCUUGAGUGGGACGCAUUCAUGCAAGUGUCUUUGUGGAAAUGGUCUAUUUGACAUGUUGAUGUGUUUUAAACUUGUUUGACAAAGGUGUACAACGUUAGAAUUUUAUUGUACAUUUGCUUCCAGUUACUUCAAAUGAAAAAGCACUUUUUAGAGCAUAAA